AGUGAUCUUUGUCUCACUUGUCGCCUGUUGCAAAACACAGACCCCUCGACUAACAGAAGCACACUGCUCCCCCCUGAACUGGAGUGGCUCUGCAGAGCUCGGCGACUGAUUGUAGGGUACCGGAAGAUGCUGAACGCCCCGGCUGCAGAACGGAACAAGGAGCCCAUCCUGGCGGUUCUGCGGGGCUGCGUGGACCCCAGGGGGCCCCUUCAGGCCCUGGAGGUCUCGUCCGGCACCGGGCAGCACGUCGCCCACUUCGCCCGGGCCCUGCCCCACAUCACCUGGCAGCCGUCCGAGUAUGACCACCAGUCGCUGGCCAGUAUAGAAGCGUACCGGACCCACUACCAGCUGGACGGGGUCAAACCCGCCAUCCACCUGGACGCCUCCUCACCGUGGGACAGCUGGGGGUCGGGGUCCCUCCAGGCUGAGAGCCUCGACCUGGUGGUCAACAUCAACAUGAUCCACAUCUCCCCCAUAGCGUGUACCGAGGGUUUAUUCAAAGGGGCAGGUCACAUUCUAAAACCCCAAGGAAUUCUCCUGACCUAUGGGCCAUAUGCUGUGAAUGGUCAGAUCACCCCAGAGAGCAACGUAAACUUUGACCUCAGUCUCAGACAAAGGAACGCUGCGUGGGGCCUCAGAGACAUCGCUCUGCUCAGCUCCAUGGCCCAGAGGAGGGGUUUGUUCCUGGAGAAAGUGGUGGACAUGCCAGCCAACAACAAAUGUCUUCUGUUCAGGAAGGAGAGUUUGGUGUAGGAGACCUGAGGAGGCUUGUCCUCUGGGGGUUUAAAACGUGUUUCCAGUGACAGUCGGCCGUCUGUCCUCUGGCCGUCCGUCCUCAUCCACACGAAUCGCCAAGUUAUUCCAUUUCACAAUAUAUCGAAUGAGUCAUUCUGAAUGAAGAUAUUAAUACAUUAUGUAUCUGUUUCCAACAAGACUGUAGCUGGUUCUAACCAGCUAGUACAGACUGGUCAGAACCGGCUACAGAAUGCUUAGAACCAGCUUCGGUUUGGUUAGAACCGGCUACAGACUGAGUAGUACAAAAAUUCACUCAGUAAAUUAUUGACAUGAUUAUUAUUUUAUGUCACAUUACUUUUGCCAAUUCAGUUUUAUGCUCCUCCACAAUAUUGUUUUUCUAAUUAUUUCAAUAUUUAUUUUUACAAUAUAUAAAGCUACGGUUUUACUUUUGUUUUUCCACAUUACCGUGUCUCAAUAUGUUUUAAGUGUGAUCCCGUGUAUAGCACAGAGAAAACUGAACCUUUUCUGAAAGCUUGUUGAAUAAAAUCCUAACGCCUCGUUUCCACAU
This is a messenger RNA of Gadus morhua (Atlantic cod), 1303 nucleotides long. It is a transcript of the gene mettl26, whose product is annotated as methyltransferase like 26. The coding region runs from base 127 to 753 and encodes 208 amino acids. The transcript has 6 exons. NCBI's taxonomy places the organism in Eukaryota, Metazoa, Chordata, Actinopteri, Gadiformes, Gadidae. The record is from RefSeq and is a predicted model, not a curated record.